Messenger RNA from Podospora pseudopauciseta, 324 nucleotides. RefSeq lists its product as uncharacterized. The transcript has a single exon. The record is from RefSeq and is a predicted model, not a curated record. The coding region runs from base 1 to 324 and encodes 107 amino acids. Lineage: Eukaryota; Fungi; Ascomycota; Sordariomycetes; Sordariales; Podosporaceae.
AUGUCCACCGCCCAGAACGCGACCACCGCGCCGGAGGAGCCCAUCCUCUGCACCAAGUGCCCUCACGAGCCGGCGCGGAUGGAUGUCAUGAUGUCUCUCUCGCACGACCCUAGCAAUCCGCGCGCGUACGUCCACACCGGGCCCAGGGACAAUCUUGUUGAGAUUAAAGAAGACAUCACCAAUGGCACCAAAAAAAUUGUCACUUUGGUUUUCGAGUUUCCGCUCCGCCCCCAUGAUCCAGCCUGGAUUGAGAAGAGGUGCCGGACCUGGGGAAUCAACCGGGAAAUCUUCCUAGCCUCGGAGAUUGGUGACCCAGUUCGGUAA